AGUGAACGAAGACCGGACGAAGACUGAUAUUAGAGUUUAUGAAUUUCAUCUGGCCCUGUAAUUGGAACAAAUUGAGGUGAAAGUGUUGGAGAGUAAAACCGAAUUCAAUUUGCUUAGACCAGUCUACAAAUUACAUCAAAAUAAAUUUGUAAAAUGGCCCAUCAUCAUCGCAGACAAGAAAACCGUGCACUGCGGCAAGAGGCUAAACAGGAGAGGAAAGAAGAGAGACUUCACAACAGAGCAACAAAUCAACUAUUGAGAGGGAACGUAGGCAAGGCUAUGCAUCUGGAGGCCAAAGCUAACCAGGCUCAUCAUCGUGCUGAAGCAGCAGGAGCGAGGGCCGACGUCCAUCAUGCAUUGGGCCAUCCUCAUCACCAUCAUCAUCAUCACAGGCCACCUCCUCCAUGCGGUGCAAGUGUGACAGUAGUACAUCAUCAUGUCCCGCCUCCUGCCCCACCCGUCAAUUACCCGACUGGGACCCACGCUCCACCUCCAAACCCAGCACCAGGAUACCCAUCACCUGCUCCAGGCUAUCCCUCAGCACCGGCUCCAGGCUAUCCCUCAGCUCCAGCUCCUGGUUAUCCUGCUGCUGCUCCAGGCUACCCUGGAGCACCACCUCCAGCAUCUGGAUACCCAGCUCCUGCAUCUGGAGCCUACCCACCCUCUCAGGGGUAUCCAGGAACACAACCUCCAGCUUAUCCUGGUGGCAGUGCAUAUCCUAACCCAUACAGCAAGUAAAUGUGGUA
Molecule: messenger RNA, 746 nt
Organism: Lytechinus variegatus (green sea urchin)
Lineage: Eukaryota; Metazoa; Echinodermata; Echinoidea; Temnopleuroida; Toxopneustidae
Product: formin-like protein 18
Exons: 6
Coding region: 154-738 (194 amino acids)
Source: RefSeq, a predicted model, not a curated record